Capsella rubella is the source of this 3207-nucleotide messenger RNA. RefSeq lists its product as uncharacterized. The record is from RefSeq and is a predicted model, not a curated record. Lineage: Eukaryota; Viridiplantae; Streptophyta; Magnoliopsida; Brassicales; Brassicaceae. The transcript is spliced from 9 exons. Gene Ontology annotation, cellular component: nuclear pore. The coding region runs from base 343 to 3063 and encodes 906 amino acids.
UCAUCAUAAAUUUCUAAAUUCUUAAUUCUCUGUUUUUUAAUUUUAUUUCUAAAAUUUCUCUUUUGUAUAGAUUCUUCAUCAUUCUGUGUCAGUGGCUCACAUCCUCUGAUUAAACCAAAACGCACACACGAAGAAGGCAAAAUCAAAGAAAAACCUAUGAGAGAAGAGGAAAAUACUAAAGGGGAAAGCAGCUCAGUAUAAGUUGUGUGUAAAAGCAAGAAGAAGAACCGAAACGAAUAUUUCACAUUUUCAUCUCAAGAUUCUGUAUCUGUAGCUGCUGUUGUUGUCUGGGUACUGACUGAUUCGGGACUUGCUUUUUUAUUUUAUUUUGAGAUUGGCAAAAUGGUUUUGGGUUUAAGCUCCAAGAACAGAAGAGGCUCAUCGACGAUACAAGUUGAUUACCUGAUCCACAUUCAUGACAUCAAGCCUUGGCCACCUUCUCAGUCCCUUACAUCACUGCGCUCUGUUGUCAUCCAAUGGGAGAACGGUGACCGCAAUUCUGGUACAACUAAUGCAGUUGCUCCUUCCCUUGCCCAAGGCAAAAUCGAAUUCAACGAAUCCUUUAAGCUUCCCCUCACCUUGAUCAAGGAUGCUUCUGCUCGGAACAAGCCUGCUGAUCUUUUCUUCAAGAACCUCUUAGAGCUCAACUUAUACGAGCCUCGCAGAGAGAAAACUCAUCAGCUUUUGGCUACUGCCACCAUUGAUUUGGCUGAUUACGGUAUUCUCAAAGAUGCUUUGACCGUAUCUGCUCCCAUGAACAGUAAGAGAAGCUACCGGAAUACCACUCAGCCUGUUCUCUUCCUCACUAUCCAACCCGUUGAUAGACGCCGCCCCAAGACCGGUGGUGGAUCUGUUUCUGCCUUGAUGAAUGAGGAAUACUACAAGGAAGCUGAGAUUGCAUCCAUCACAGAUGAUGACGUUUCCUCCCACUCCUCCUUGACGGUUUCAUCUUCAACUUUAGAGUCUAACGGUGGUUUCUCUGUGCGAACCGAAGAGGAAGAACAUGAGAGGGUAAACAAGACUUCUAAAGGAAAUGGCCACGAGAGAUCACAAUCAGCAUCAGAGAGCAGACAAGGAGAAAUUGCUAACCAGACUCCGUCUCGCUCCUCCUCAAUAGAUCUGUCUUCUGUGUUUCAUCUCCCAUCGGACAUUCCUAUUCCUGCACCCAACACUUCUGUGUCUGGGCUGGAGGACUGUGAGAAUGUCUUUGUAACCGAUAUUAACGAGAGCUCUAAGCUGGUAAACAGCCUUCCACACAAUAACGGAGAGACCAAGUCUGUGCCUUUUCAAGUUGAUGAUCCAGCAGGUAACGCUUCGCCUAGAGCUUCUGACGAUAGUCAAGAUAUGAUCAGUGAUCAGGAAUCAGAGACUGUAGUUGAGAAAUCCAGAAAGGUGAAGUCUGUUCGGUCAUCCCUGGAUAUUUCCCGGAGCAAUAGCCGGUUGAGUCUAUCCAGUGAACGAAAAGAAACUAAGGUGUAUCCAAAGUCCACCCGCGACACAACUUUGGAGAGCAAAGUCAAGAACUUGGAAAAUAAAGUAAAGAAGCUUGAGGGUGAGUUACGUGAGGCUGCAGCAAUAGAAGCAGCUCUCUACUCCGUGGUUGCAGAGCAUGGAAGUUCAUCAAGUAAAGUCCAUGCGCCUGCUAGACGUCUUUUGAGGCUGUAUCUUCAUGCUUCUAGAGAAAACCAUCUCUCAAGAAGAGCCAAUGCAGCUAAAAGUGCUGUCUCCGGGCUAGUUCUUGUCGCCAAAGCGUGUGGAAACGAUGUCCCCAGGUUGACAUUUUGGUUGUCAAACACUAUUGUUCUGAGGACGAUCGUAAGUGAUACUAGUGCAGGAGAGGAGUUGCCUGUUUCUGCUGGCCCUGGAUCAAGGAAACAGAAGGUUGAAAGAGAAACCGACAAACAAUCGUCCUUGAAGUGGAAAGAUUCCCCUUUGAGGAGAAAGGACAUUGAGAUUUUUGGUACCUGGGAUGACCCUGUAACUUUCAUAGCUGCGCUUGAGAAGGUUGAAGCUUGGAUCUUCUCACGCGUGGUAGAAUCAAUUUGGUGGCAGACUUUAACACCACGUAUGCAGUCUUCAGCAGCAUCGACUAGAGAGUUUGAUAAAGCCAAUGGAUCUGCAUCAAAGAAAAUUUUUGGUAGGUCUCCGAGUUCUGUGAACCAAGAGCAAGGUGACUUCUCAUUAGAGCUUUGGAAAAAGGCUUUCAGGGAUGCUCACGAACGUUUGUGCCCUCUGCGAGCUAGUGGCCAUGAAUGUGGUUGUCUGCCCGUGCCUGCGCGUCUGAUAAUGGAACAAUGUGUGGCUCGGCUAGAUGUUGCCAUGUUCAAUGCCAUCCUUCGUGAUUCCGAUGACAAUUUCCCAACGGACCCUGUAUCUGAUCCCAUUGCAGACUCGAGGGUCUUGCCAAUUCCUUCUACAACGUCAAGUUUUGGUUCUGGAGCCCAGUUGAAAAACUCGAUAGGAAACUGGUCUAGGUGGCUCACUGAUCUGUUUGGCAUUGAUGACGAAGAUGAAGACAAUAGCGAUGAGAAUAGCUAUGUUGAUACAUCGUUCAAGACAUUCCAUCUUCUUAAGGCGUUAAGUGAUCUGAUGAUGCUUCCCAAAGAUAUGCUCCUCAACAGUUCUGUGAGAAAAGAGGUUUGCCCGAUGUUUGGUGCACCGUUGAUCAAGAGAGUGUUGAACAAUUUUGUCCCAGAUGAGUUUUGCCCUGACCCAGUUCCUGAUGCUGUUCUUGAAGCUCUUGAAUCCGAGGAGGAAGCUGAGAAGGCUAUGAUCACAAGCUACCCAUGCACUGCACCUCCUCCACUGUACUCUCCACCUUCAGGGACUUCAAUCUCCACCAUCAUUGGAGAGUUUGGACAGCCUCAAGUGCCGCAAUUAUGCAGAAUCAGGUCAUCGGUAACAAGAAAAGCGUACACAAGCGAUGACGAGCUCGAUGAGCUGAGUUCACCAUUGGCUGUUGUUGUUCUUCAACAAACGGGUUGUAAGAAGGUCAAUAAUGGCGGUGCAGAUGAGACAGUCAGGUAUCAACUUCUCAGAGAAUGUUGGAUGAACGGCGAAUGAUCAGACAUCGAUGUGUUUGGUCUUUCUGUUUUGUGACUGGUUGUAAAUGUCUGAUGUGUCAUAAAUCUUUGUUGUUGUUGGUGAUGCCAUAUUAAGUAAUAUUGGUGAUGCGAUGUAUAGAAUGUAGCACAAACUUUUGUUCAA